Messenger RNA from Mesocricetus auratus (golden hamster), 3116 nucleotides. RefSeq names its product bone morphogenetic protein 15 (gene Bmp15). The transcript is spliced from 2 exons. The record is from RefSeq and is a predicted model, not a curated record. Lineage: Eukaryota; Metazoa; Chordata; Mammalia; Rodentia; Cricetidae. Gene Ontology annotation, cellular component: extracellular region. Gene Ontology annotation, molecular function: cytokine activity; growth factor activity. Gene Ontology annotation, biological process: BMP signaling pathway; SMAD protein signal transduction. The coding region runs from base 384 to 1562 and encodes 392 amino acids.
CUGUGGUAGCACUGGGUAAGGCUGCUUCCUUUUAACCUAUUAGAUUGGGUGCACUCCAGGUUCCUGGAAUGGGCCUCUCCUCCUAGGUUACUUUAGCCUGUCUGAGAAGUACUGUGUGGUUUCCACCAAUGGAGAGUGGGUAGGGCAUGGUGCCUUGUCCCACUUGCUGCUUCUGUUUGUUUUUGUGCCAAGAAUCCUAGUCAGGAGACUUGCUUUGGCUCAGAAGAUUCUCCCACAGGAAGCAAGAGAGGGUCUGCCAGCUGGCUUUUCUUUUGAUUUCCUGCCCUGUCUUUGGUGUUUGUUAAACCAGGAUGUGGAAGAGGUCAGAGUGAUGUCCUUUGGACUUGAGUAGGAAUCCGUUGACAAGCACCAAGCUUUUCAAGAUGGCCCUUCUCACAAUUCUUAGAAUUCUUUUUUGGGGAAUGGUAUUUUUUAUGGAACACAGGGUUCAAAUGGCAAAGGCAGGGUGGCCCUCCGUCACCCUCCUUGCUGAUGACCCCAUAUUGCCCUUGAAUCUGGAUCUGGCAAAAGAAGCCCCUGACAAGGAGAUGAAGUCACGGCCCCAAGGAUAUCCCCUGAGGUAUAUGAUGAAGUUAUACCAGCGUUCGGCUGAUCUGCAUGGGCAUCCUAGGGAGAAUCGCACGAUUGGAGCUAAAAUGGUGAGGCUGGUAAAGCCCUCAGCCAAUGCAGUAAGGCCUCUGAGAGGUCUCUGGCAUGUACAGAUCCUGGACUUUCCUCUAACAUCAGAUCAGGUAGCAUACCAACUAAUCAGAGCCACUGUGGUUUACCGCCAUCAACUUCAUCUAAUUCAUUACCAUCUCUCCUGCCAUGUGGAACCUUGGGUCCCCAAAUGCCUGGACAAGCACUUUCCUUCUUCAGAAACCGAUUCCUCAAAGUCGCCUCCCAUGUCUAAAACCUGGACAGAGAUGGAUAUUACACACUGUGUUCAGCAGAGACUCUGGAAUCGCAAGGGACGGAGAGUCCUUCGCCUCCGCUUCAUGUGUCAACAGCAAAAAGGCAGUGAGGUUCUUGAGUUCCAGUGGCAUGGUAUGUCAUCCUUGGAUGUCGCCUUCUUGCUGCUCUAUUUCAAUGACACUGACAGGAGUGUGCAGGCUAAACUUCUUGCACAAGGCCAAGAGGAGUUAACUGAUAGGGAAUCUUCUGUUCUCAUGCGGAGUGCCCGGCAAGCAUGCAACAUUGCAGCUGAUGUCCCUUGUCAUUCUCAGGAACAUGAUAGGUCUGUAAACAACCAGUGUUCCCUCCACACUUACAAGGUCAGCUUCCAUCAACUAGGCUGGGAUCACUGGAUCAUUGCACCCCGUCUCUACACUCCAAAUUACUGUAAAGGAUUCUGCGGUCGUGUGCUACCCUAUGGUCUCAAUUCACCCAACCAUGCCAUCAUUCAGAGCCUUGUGAAUGAACUAGUGAAUCACAGUGUACCUCAACCUUCCUGUGUCCCUUAUAAAUUUCUUCCUAUGAGCAUACUUCUGGUUGAGGCAAAUGGGAGUAUCUUGUACAAGGAGUAUGAGGGUAUGAUUGCCCAGUCCUGCACAUGUAGAUAACAACAAAGACAGCAUUCUUGGUGUUAAAGAUGACAGUGAUCUACCCAAUCUACAGUUUCUGUUCCUUAUCUUUAAAAAAAUAUUGUGCUUAUGCUUAAAAUAUAAGAGCACUUAAAAUUCUAUAAAUGUUAGGAUCAUGUCUUAAUAUUUUUAAAAGUAAUUUAAAAUACCACAAAGUAGUUAUCUUUAGCAUUAUUUAAAUCUCUCCCCUCAUUUGUGAACUCCUCAGCUUGCAAAAGAAUUUCCUGGUACUGGUAGCAUAGCAUGGAUCAGUGUGAUCUUACUAGUCAGAGUCUGCAGUGCUUGGAUAAGAUGCUUUUCUAGAGAUGUGCUAUUAUGUCAUUUUUUAUUGUGACUUCACAGAAAACAACACUGGUCCAUGGUAGUAGAAUAUGUGACAUCCUGGAGGUGACUUCAUUCUGGGCUCAUCUGUUUUGUGUGUUCAGUCGGCUCUUCUGGGCAUGGGUCUCUGGAAGGACAACCUUGCUUCUUGGGAAGUAUAGAACUCUCUCUGGGACUAAACUUUUGAAUUUCUCUCCUUUUAGUGGUGCUGAGGAUAGUGAGCAAGUGCUCUACUACUGUGCUCUCUUCCCAGCCCAGCUUGCCUCUAUAAUCCUGUACUUAUAAGUGUUGAAACAAUAUUGCAAAUAAAUGAUACUUUUCUUGUUGAAAGGAAUCUUGAAUGCUUUGGAGAUUGGGAGAGAAUGCAAAGAAGGAAUUUAUGACUUUGUUCUCUACAACUAUGAUCCAGAUAUCUACCUUAGUCUCUGAGGGACAGGGCCAGAGGAGAGACUGAAUUUGCUCUCCAGGCAGCACUACUAGUAAGCAACUCUCACUGAUGUGCCUGUUUAUUAUGUCGAAGUACCUGCAUAACUAUUGACUAGUCUUCUUACCAUUCUCGGUGUGAUAAGACCUGAUUUAAGGGUGAGGGUAUGUGCUUGCCACUGUUCCUAUUUGUUUCUUUACAUUUAUCAUUAAUUAACUCAGUUAAUUGGUAAUUAAUCCUUUCCCAGUGGUUGAUGCUCACUGGACUGAAUAUUUGGGGAUCUAUUACUUGGCAUCAUUUUGCUCACAUAUAUACUUAGAAAUCAAUUCAGGCUCUACUAUUAGUCUCUUCAGUAUUGUCAUGACAAGCCAGUUUAAAGUAGCUGUCUCCUCUCUUCUCAUAGCCCAGUACACUUUCCCUUAAUAAGUUGUAGUGAUAUUGUCUUCACUGAAAAAAAGUUGGAGCUCUCUUUGAAGGUUUUACUUGUCUCAUGAAUAUGUUCUGAGUGACCAGAGCUGAAGACCUAGGAAAUCCUUUAAUGAACACAAAGUUGACAUUGAUUUUGUGUGUGUGUGAUAUGGAAUACCCCCUAUUUAUAUAUUUGUAUGUUUAUAUAUGUAUUUUCUUAAAGAAUAAAUGUAACGUGUACUUUGCAUAUAAAAUAUAGUGAUUUCAAAACUGUUCAAUUUAUAAAAGAUUAUGAAAGCUAUGUUAAUAUGUAAGGUGGUUUGGGAAAUCAUGAUAUGUUGUAAGCUGAACUGGGAGAAUAAAUUGGGCUUCCCAUUUAA